GGCCACAUGCCUUGCCUUGCUCUUGCCGCAGACCUGGACUGGAACUGGACUGGAACUGGAAGGAGCGCAACUGCCAACACCAGGUGCUUGCUUGCUUUUGCAGCAAGUUGAGUGAGUUGUGUGUGUGAGAAGUUGAAGCCUGCCUUCCACCUUACCUACCUUAUACUUACCUAUACCUUUCCUAGGUACCCAGCUGCCAAAGGGAAAGAGCGAGCGCCUGCCACUUCUGGACCCCGGUUGCCCAUAUUUACGAAUACGCUCACCAUUGUCUUUCCCAGCCCCGAUCGAAAUAUUAACGACGUCGGUCUACUUUACCUUACCUUACGCAGUAGCGUCUGCUGCUCUCUCUUUCCGCCCUGGCCUGUCUCCAGUCUCCCACUCUACCACUCUACCUACCUUACUCAAUCACCAGGUUCCGCUCUCUCCCACACAGUGCCCCAGUCUAAGGCGACAUCUGCUUCGCUCGCCGACGAGAGUCACAGAUUGAUCGUGGGCGGGUCCUGUUUUCCAACUUUUUCCACCAGUUCUGCUUCCGUAAUCGUCCAUCCCUCCCUCCAUCUCUUCCGGCAGCUGUCACCGCGAGGGGCCACGACCGAGAUCAACAUUCACCGGGGUUUCUUGCUCGUUUUGUGCCUCUACUGUUCCAUUCCAGGCCUUGCGCCUGCCUGCGCUACUCUACGAAAAGAUAUUCAGACGCCCAGCCAACUCCAUCAACCCACGUGCCGACCUCGCGGCGAAUCCAGGCGGCUCCCACUUUGCGGACCGAAUACCCUGAACCACUGACACAACCAAUUCCCGAGGCGGCGACGGCGCCGACAGUUCGAGAACAUCGUGCCGUUCCCCGAGUGCGCCUCCACGAACACGACCUUUCAACAACCACGUCCGCCACGCAGUAUUCGCCGUAUAUACGCAUACACACAUUUACACGGCCGACCAUGGCCGACAAUCGGCGUAACAGCUCCGAGAAACCACCCUCGGCGCGGGAUGGUCAGAACUCGAGCACAAGUCCAACUCAAACACCGACCCAAUUGCAGAACCAGAACCUGACGCAAGACGCCCGACCACCGCCCAAGAAGCGCAGACGCGUGGUGAUUUCUUGCACGGAAUGCCACCGACGGAAGCAAAAGUGCGACCGAGACCUCCCAUGCGCCAACUGCAAGUCGCGCAACAAACAGGAUGCUUGCAAGUACGAGACGGGCGCGCCCACAGCGAAAGACAGCCGCAAGCCGGACGGCGAAGGCGCAAGAUCGACACAUGUCCAGAGCCUCUCCAAUGCCGCCGCGAAUUGGGGCUACUCUCAAGCUGGGGCUUCCACGCUCGGUCUGAUGAGGAAAAUCGAAAGCGCCAACGGCGACGGCCAGCUGUCGCAUCUCGGUGGUGCGGCCCACGUCGAAGACCAGUUCGCGACCAAGGAACGAUAUAAGUCGUUGAUCAGACAGCUGCCGGCCAAGGGUUACAUUGAAAAGCUCAUCGACGUAUACUUUCACGAGUUCAACCACCAAUACUAUGCGCUUGAGGAGGAUCUCUUCAAGGAACAGUUUGCCGAGUGGUCCAACAUCCCCUUUAGCGUGCUUUCCAACUCUGGACCACAGGCACUCUCGCCCGACCUGCGAGUCUUUCCCGCGCUGCUCUUUCAGGUACUGGCGACGGCUUUGUUGACUCUGCCGGAAGGGUCGCAAGACUUUUACGAUCAUCUAAAGUAUGCCGGGAACAUGACUUUCGAGGACCUUGCCGCGGACUACAGCGAAUCUGGCGUCGGCAUUUUGUCACUGCUUGGUAAGCGGCAAAUCACUCUCACAACAGUUCAGGCCGACUUUCUUCGAGCUGCGUUUCUCAAGUACAUGGCCAAGGUUACGGAAUCGUGGCAUGCCAUUGGUAGCGCUAUUCGAGAUGCUCAAGAGAUUGGCAUGCACCGGGAUAGCCUGGAUCCUUCCCCGGCCAGUGAUGACACUGGCGAUAUGCUCGAGAACAUGUGGCUGAUUCAGCGGAGGAGAAAGCUUUACAUGGUCCUCAUGACAUGGGACAUCCACUGUGCGCUUGUGCUUGGACGUCCUGGCAGCAUCGACUGGCGUAUACUCCCGCCCAGUCUGCCAAUAGACGCGCCUCCGCCCAAAGACCGCCGCAAGACGCCCAUUGCGCCAAGGGAUGACGAGAGAGACCCGCCAACCCCGUUGACUAAGAGCAUAUGGGCUUUCAAGCUCGUCGGCCCAAUGCGCGAGAUCCUCGAGCUUGAGCACGACGGUCCGUGUCCGAAAGACUACUCCAAGGUCGACCGGGUACACCAAAUAUGUAUGGAACUCGACGAGGCCACACCCGCAUACUUCCGCCUGGAGAAUCCGGACACGAAAUGGGACGGUAACCCCUUGUGCUCCUCCUGGCUACAGUCGGUGCGAUUUUACCUGCCGCAGAUGAAUCUUUUCAAUCUGAUGGCACUGCACCGACCAUACAUCUUUAACAGGCAGAAGAGUCGGACAGAGGCGCUCAAGGCCAGCAUUGAAAUGUUGCAUCGACAGAUGCUCACAUUCCAAGGCCUUGACGCCGGAUCAUGGCGAAAUUUCUCGCUGUUCUUUGGCAGCUUUGACGCAGUAGUGCUCAUGGCCUCGAUAUAUAUCCUGUUCCCCAAGGAGAACCUGGAUAUGGCAGGCAGCGCUAUGCAGCACUUCCACUGGACAACGGAGAGGUUUGAAGCGAUGCAGGAGCGAAAUCCUCUUGCGAAGGCGGCAAAGGGUGUUCUCCAGGCGAUAUUUAACAAGUUUAAGAAAGCAGUAGGAAACCCGGCGCCACCAGCGAGCCUGUCAAGCCUGGCAUCCCAGACAACGCCGGCAUCGACGGCAGACAACAGCAGUCUUUCAGGCCGCGGAUCGGUGUCGACGGCAACAGCGGCCACGGCAGAUACGCCAGUGAGCAAGAGCAGUACGGUGGCGACACCAACAUCACUGCCCAUGGCAUCAGACGCGGUAUCGGCGUAUCCUUUGCCAUCCUCUGCCUCGGACUGGAACAUACCCAAUAACUGGGAUUUUACGUCGAUUGCGCCACUGUUCCCGAUGGGAGAUCUCAUUUACCACGACCUCAACGGCAUACCGGACGACGGAUCUCUACCCGCAUGGGGAGCAGCGACGCCGCCACCGCCGGUGGCUGGUACAACAUCAUUUGAAGGAGAUUUUGGGAAUGACAGUGUGUGGAACUUGCUAAACCAAAACAAAGGCCAUUUAGGGACAUUUAAGCCUGAGCCGCUCGCCUUCAAGUCGGAGUAAGAUACUAUCCGUAACAUCUGCCUGCAAGCUCUUGGAAGAAGGAGUGAGGGGCUCGGAUGAUUGAGACAGUAAAGGAAAGAGGGACGGCAAGGCGUUUUUCUUGAACGUCGCAGGUGAGAGUCGAAAAAGAGAUGGUAAAAAAAGGGUCGCGGCCUAGCGGCGGUUGAGUGCAUGACUUUGCGUUGUCGUCAUUGGCUGCAUGUAUUGGUGGGUUGAAUUGGAGUUGAGAACUUGAGCGCCUUGGGAGACAGAUGAUUUACUGCUGAAGGGCACCCCCCUGCCGUGAUGGGGGAUGCUGGCCAGUUAGGUGGGACAACGGUAGUGGAAUUAGCGCCAGCGGAGAAGGAGCUGCCCUGCCAGUGCCUGCUUCCCGGUUCUGUGGUGCCUCGCAAGUUGUCGCUAAAGUAGCAUCUCAUGCACAAGCGGUGGAUAAUCAGUCGAGCGAGGUGCAGGCCAGGCACAUCGCAGCCAUUGCUAGGUAGUCGUCAGUCAGUAGGUAGCCAAGAAUGGUUGAGGUAG
This is a messenger RNA of Colletotrichum scovillei, 3773 nucleotides long. Its product is annotated as fungal specific transcription factor domain-containing protein. Gene Ontology annotation, molecular function: DNA-binding transcription factor activity, RNA polymerase II-specific; DNA binding; zinc ion binding. Gene Ontology annotation, cellular component: nucleus. The record is from RefSeq and is a predicted model, not a curated record. The transcript has 6 exons. Bases 936 to 3254 code for a protein of 772 amino acids. Gene Ontology annotation, biological process: DNA-templated transcription; regulation of DNA-templated transcription. NCBI's taxonomy places the organism in Eukaryota, Fungi, Ascomycota, Sordariomycetes, Glomerellales, Glomerellaceae.